UGAGGAGAUUCCCGGCCCCCGGUUUCUUUUGGGAGACCCUUCCGGGUCCAGAGCCGUCUGGGUCCUGACUCAGCAGACCUAGGGCCUCCUGCCCGAUGGACGACCCUCUCGGAAAGCCCCUCAGCUAUGAAGAGAAGGAAAAGUUGAAGGAAAAAUUAGCAUUCUUGAAAAGGGAAUACAGCAAGACACUAGCCCGCCUUCAGCGUGCCCAAAGAGCUGAAAAGGUUAAGAAUACUAUUAAGAAAACAGUAGAACAAGAUUGCUUGCCCCAGCAGGAAAUCUCACCACAGAUAAACCACUCAGAACCUAAAAGCAAAGUAUCUCUUUAUGGCAAGUUACAAUUCAACACCCAUCUUGAUGAGGAAACCAGAAAAAAGACAUCUGUUACACAUGAUGUUGACCCUGGGUCUUCUAACGCUGGAGAUGGCCCAGAAGGAUUACUUAUACAAAGAACAGAUGAUACCCAAGAACAUUUUUCACAAAGGGUCAGUGGCCCUGAUAAUAAGCAAAGUCAAAGUAAAAUGCCAGGGAGGAGAAAAAAGCAGAAGAAAACAUUUAUUUCACAGGAGAGAGAAUGUGUCUUUGACACUGAUUCACUCAUACUCUCUGAAAAAAGACUAAAGAGAGAAAUCAGUAGCGAAAAUCCUAACCCCCCAGUAACUAAACUAAGCACUCAUCUCUCAAGUCCUCCCAAGUCUGAACUUCCAAAUUGUCCAGCACAAGUGAGAGAAAGUGAUGGAAAGGGUGAAUUAAUUCCACCCACUGCCCCACCAGAAAGAAGUGUUGAUACACUUGUAAAGGGAACGAAUUUCCCCAGGGAGACUACAGUUUCUCUGCAUACUUCAUCAUAUAGCAGUAAUAGUCAGUACCUGGAACAUACGCCUCCUAAAAGUAGUAACUGCGAACUUAUUACUGGGGGCUUAAAAAACAUUAACCUUGCUUCAUCUGUAAACCUGAAGGCACAAGGCAAAAAAAUGACUGUAUUUACAGAUAACCUAGUAGUAAAUAAAGCUAUAAGUGCAAGUGGCCAGGUAUCUAGAAGUCUUAAUUCAGAGGCAGAUAAUUCAUGUUCUAUAAAUGAAGUCACUCACAAUAACUUACCAGGAAACAAAGACCAAAACUUAAAAGAAAAUAAUCACAUAGAGAAAUCUUUACAUUCUCCCGGUGAUGCUCUUAAGGAUAGAAAUGAAUCUUACCAAGAAAAUGAGGCUCUGAGUCAGUCUAAGAGUCUUGUCCUAGAAGCAAUCUCUCCUGCUUCUACAGAAAAUCAAAUGCAUUCUUGCACAAUGCUUGAUGGCCUUCUGUUUCCUGCAGAAUAUUAUAUUAGAACAACGCGACAUAUGUCAAAUUGCCAGAGAAAACUAGCCCUGGAGGCUGUAAUUCAAAGUCAUUUGGGCAUCAGGAAAAAAGGAUCUAAAAGUAAGAAAGCAAGUAAAAACUUAAACCUUUCUGAUGAGAAAACUGACCAAAGUAAAAUUAGGAUGUCUGACACAUGCACAGAACAGCCAAGUUCAAGGAAUCAGAAACUUCUCUCAGAAACUGAAGUCAGCUCUCCCACUGGAUCCACUGAAGAUAAUGACACUUCUGGGAACGCAGUUACCCAGCCAUUUGGUAGAAGACAAAGAGGAAAAACAAUCUGUAUCCCAGCAUCAGAUCAUCAUGAACUACCUUUGCCAGCUUCCAGCAUGUUGGGUAUUAACAGUUCUCAGAAUGAAUUCAUCUUGCACAAAUAUCAGAAUAAAACAGGGAUUAUUUACGGGAAAGAAGGUUAUCAUCAAAAAAAGAACUUGUCUUCCAGUGAUAAUGCUUAUUUAGCUUUGGAUGAUGAUGCUUUCAAUACUCCUUUUCAUAAAAACAAAAUUCUGAGUUUAAAGCAACUGUCAUCUUUCCUCAGUAUCAUAGACUUUCAGUUACCUGAUGAAGACUUUGGGCCUCUUAAGCUUGAAAAACUGAAGUCUUGCUCAAAAAACCCAAUUAAACCGUCGGAAUCAAAUAUUUAUAAAGAGAGGCAUCUUAAGGGGGAAAAUUGUAUUAUUGUUCCAGAGGAACAGAUUCCUAAACAAGUAGAUACAGAAACGGAGGACGUGGAAGAGGAACUUAUUAUUUUGCCAGGAAAAUCAGAUUCUAAACUGUCAGACCUAAAAAACAAGCCUACAAAGAAGGACCUUUCUUCAUCUAUGUUACUUUUCACUCCCUUGAACACUGUUGCACCUGAUGAGAAUGACAGACUUACCGCAAAUGUAUGUUCACCUGCUUUCCCCAUCUUAGGUAUCACUCCAGAAUUUGGCUCCCAAGCAUGUUAUGAAAAAGUAUCUACAGUGGGUAUUGGACAAACUUGCUCUACACCCCAACUUUCUCACUUGAAAGACACAGUAAGUCUUGCUAAUAAUAGUAAACAAUUCAGUAGUUCAGCUAGCCCACCAAAACUGAAUACCAGCCUGCAUGCGUCGGGUAGGCAAGGACAACCUGCCUGUGACUCCAACUCUGGCCCGCAAGCAACACCUCUCUCUGUUGAGUCAUUCGCUUUCAAAGACAAUCAGCUCUGUGGAAAUACAUCCCAGGAGUUACAUAAACAUUCCAUAGAACAGACUGAAAUAGCAGAUGUUCCUGCUUGUGAUAGCUUAAACCCAGGCAGCCUACAGUUGGUUUCAAAGUUAAAGAAUCCUUCAGGUUCCUGUUCGGUGGAUGUGAGUGCCAUGUGGUGGGAAAUAGCUGGUUUUAAAGAGCCAUGUAUCAUAACUGCUUGUGAAUAUGUAGUUUCUCUUUGGAAACCUCUGGAUGCUUGGGAGUGGAAAAACAUUUAUACCUGGCAUUUCACAGAGGUUCCAGUAUUACAAAUAGUUCCAGUGCCUGAUGUUUGUAAUCUUGUUUGUGUAGCUUUGGGAAAUUUGGAAAUCAGAGAAAUCAGGGCAUUAUUUUGUUUCUCUGAUGAUGAAAGUGAAAAGCAAAUACUCUUGAAAUCUGGAAAUAUUAAAGCUGUGCUUGGCCUGACAAAGAGGAGGCUAGUUAGUAGCAGUGGGACCCUUUGUGAUCAGCAGGUGGAAAUCAUGACAUUCGCAGAAGACGGAGGAAGCAAAGAAAAACAGUUUUUGAUGCCCCCUGAGGAGACUGUACUAACUUUUGCUGAAGUCCAAGGGAUGCAGGAAGCUCUGCUUGGUACCACUAUCAUGAACAACAUCAUUAUUUGGAAUUUAAAAACUGGUCAACUUCUGAAAAAGAUGCACAUUGAUGAUUCUUACCAAGUUUCAGUAUGUCACAAAGCCUAUUCAGAAAUGGGGCUCCUGUUUGUUAUUCUGAGUCAUCCUUGUGCCAAAGAGAGUGAGUCAUUGGGAAGUCCUGUGUUUCAGCUGAUUGUGAUUAACCCAAAGACAACCCUGAAUAUGAGUGUGAUGGUGUACUGUCUUCCUCAAGGGCAGGCUGGAAGGUUCCUGGAAGGUGAUGUGAAAGAUCAUUGUGCAGCAGCAGUCUUGACUUCUGGAACAAUUGCUGUUUGGGACUUACUUCUUGGUCAUUGCACUGCCCUCCUUCCACCAAUUCCUGACGAAAAUUGGUCUUUUGUGAAAUUGUCAGUUACAGAUUCUCAUUUGCUGGCUGGACAAAAAGAUGGGAAUAUAUUUAUAUACCACUACUCAUAAAUUAGGGCAAGAUAGAAACACAAUUCUCUGGAUAUAUUUGCCUUAUUAUCUUUUUGGAGUUGUAAGCAUAAAGGAGAAUAUCAGAGUGAUCUUUAUAAUGAUUACUGUAUACAUCCAGAUGGACUUAUUUUUUUAUUCUGAUGGUGGUGGCACUACUGAUCUUGAAUGUUCAUUUAUACUUACUUGGCAAAAAGGAUUUUAAGUUGAUUUCUAUACAUCCCACAUUUCCACAUUUGCUUUUUAAGGUGUACAUAAAGCUUCAAAUGUCAAUAAAUAUUUAUUUUGAUACAUUCUGCUUGGCAUAUUCUUUUUUUACCAUUAAGAUCACUUUCAGAAAUAAGAAUUAAUCAUUAUCCCACUAGGAUAUUUAAUCGAUAAUGUUUACAUAGAAAGAGUAAAUUUUAACUAACUUAGUAUACUAAUGUGCGGUAUACUUUUUAUCUCUAACUAGAAUCUCACAACCUAGUUUUUUCUUUUUUUGUCUUUUACCUUUAGCUAGACAAUAUUCUUUUUUUUUUUUAUUCUUAAAUCAUAGCUGUGUACACUAAUGUGAUCAUGGGACACCAUACACUGGUUUUAUAUACCAUUUGAUAUUUUCAUCACACUGGUUAACAUAGCCUUCCUGGCAUUUUCUUAAUUACUGUGUUAAGACAUUUAUAUUCUACAUUUACUAAGUUUCCC
Molecule: messenger RNA, 4316 nt
Organism: Nycticebus coucang (slow loris)
Lineage: Eukaryota; Metazoa; Chordata; Mammalia; Primates; Lorisidae
Gene: PALB2
Product: partner and localizer of BRCA2
Exons: 13
Coding region: 96-3635 (1179 amino acids)
Biological process (GO): double-strand break repair via homologous recombination
Cellular component (GO): nucleoplasm
Molecular function (GO): protein binding; DNA binding
Source: RefSeq, a predicted model, not a curated record